Theobroma umbraticum is the source of this 1345-nucleotide messenger RNA. Its product is annotated as mucin-like protein. The record is from RefSeq and is a predicted model, not a curated record. Lineage: Eukaryota; Viridiplantae; Streptophyta; Magnoliopsida; Malvales; Malvaceae.
AUAGGGUUUAAGCUAUAGCCAACAAUGGAGUUUUUCUUCGCCCUGGUUCACAGGAAAAAGAAUGAUCCUAGGUAGCUUUUGCUACUCCAUCAUUUACUAAAAGCUGAAAACCCCAAUAUCUAUAAACCUCAAAAACAUGCAUUCCUUUAAUCGCAUAGCCAAAUUCCUCACAAAGCCAACGAUCGAUUCAAUUCACUCAAAAUUGGCUAAACCCCAGUUUAAUCCAACUACCCUUCUCAAGACCUUCUCCACUAAACCCCCUCAAAACGACAAAGACGACUCUUGGAACGACGCCUGGGAAACAGCUUGGCUCCCUGAUGACAUUUCACCCAAGAACAAGGCUCCUUGGGAAGCCGACGUCAACUUCCCGUCUAAUGAUGAAGAGUCAGCAACAAAGAUGGUGCUUUCGUCGGACGUUGAUGUAGAGACCAAAGCGUUUGUGGAGGACAUGAAUGAGAAUUGGAAUGAGAGACGGAAGUCGCCUAAACAGAAGCAGAAAGAGGAAGCAGAAAAGGAAAGGAAAGGAGAGGGUGGUGGAUUGUAUAGUUUGGAGAAUAUGAAGAAAGAUUAUAGGUUGAAGAAACAGAGGAUCCAUGCUGGGUUGUGGAUGAAGGAGAUUGAUAAGUUGGAGGAAGCUAAGUUGGGGGAUUCAGCUGAUGACAUUGAUAAAUUGCUUGAUAGCUGCUCUGAGAUUUUUGACUCUGCCAAUGCUGACUUGGAGAAUUCGAAAAUUCAAAGCUCUUCUGAGUUCAAAAAUAAGCCUGACGGUUGGGAAACAACAUCAAAAGCACCUGAUGGAAAUGUGUGGGAGAUGUCACAGAGGGAAGAAGAUAUUCUCCUCCAAGAGUUUGAUCGCCGAAUUGCUUACUGUAAAUUCCAGAUAGCUAGUUUUAUAAAGACUCACAUAUUUAGCCGGAGGAGACCUAUUGAUGGGUGGAGAUACAUGAUAGAGGAGAUAGGCCCUAACGCUAGGAAAGGCAAGGGCAGCGUUUCAAGGCUGCCAAGUUUGUCAGAUGCAUCAACACAACCAUUUAAGGAGGAUAAGAUACAAAUUGGAAGCAGUCUGACACCCUGGAAGGGGAGGUAGUUUGGUUCCUGCCUAACUCCAAACAUUCUCCUUUGUAUUCAAAGAUCAUAACAUCUUCUUCGCCGCUGGUUGCAACAGAUUGUUGCAUCGAGCAUUCUCAAUACAAAAUCACAUUCUUGUGUAACAUGAGAUUUUGUAACUGAGCUCCAAAAGGCAAGAUGGGGUAUGUGUGAACUCUCUUGCAAGCACAAAGUUCUGAAUGUAACUUGUGACAUGAGAUUUUGUAGCUGAGCUCCUACAAUAUACUUUUGAUUCAAU